UUGGCCGUGCAUCCGUGUGGUUUCUUUGUUUUUUAAUAAUUCUUCCAAUUUCCUUAAGUACUCAUCAAAUGUCUCUUUAAUUGAUUCUUCCUGCUUGUAAAUGAUCUAGGCUUAGUCAAACACCUGUCUUUUUGGCGGGCAAAGCAACAAAUCUACUCAUCACUUGUCAAAGGUCAAAUAACAAUCUGAGCGACUUACAGCAAAUAUGGAAAGCUUUCAAAACGCUUAAAGAUUCAUUGUUGGUGGCAUUUUAGGCUUCAAAACUAACGUAUGUUGUCUUAAAAGAAGACUGAACGAUGUCGUACAAUGCGAUGUAAUCUCCAGUCUGUACAAUGAAUGACUUAGAAGGAAGAUCUACCAGGAGUUUGGAGCGACAGAGAAGCAAAGCUACGUUCUCCCAAGGAUGCACUGCAGUAGUGAAGAGUGGAUAUUUGUGGAAGAUUUCUCAUUAUCCUGGGAGAACUUCAACCCGAAGCAGAUACUUUGUGCUAACCAAGAGCUCCCUUGAUCAUUUCAGAAACCAUAACAGGGAAAAACUCAAGGGAAGUCUUCCAUUGGCUGCUAUAGAUGCUGUGGAGAAACUGCAAGAAGUUAACAACUCCUUAAAAAUCACAGGCCCCUUUAAACACCCAUUGAUUUUACAAGCAUCUGGAAGAGAAGAAUGUGAAGAAUGGAUAAAGGCAAUUGAAAAUGGAAUUCAACAGUGGUGUUUAGAUUCUGAUGCCAACUCGUCUUUGCAGAAGGGAGAUGAAAUAGAUAAUUUACAAAGUUCUUUGAAUGCAGCACCCAAGAUGAAGAUGCUGUAUCCUUCUUUGUUUUGUCCUGUUGGUGAUGGAGUGUUGAUUUCAGCUGCCAAUGAGCUUCAUCAGGAGUUUCCAAUGAUAAAGUAUGCACGAGUUGGGAGGUCAAUUCCACAUGAAAGAGUCUUUAAGCUUGACAAAGACAACUUGCAUAUCAUGUGGAAAAAAAGAGGAAAAGGUCAUAGCUUUUCUUUUGCCAACACAUUGUAUUUAGACAGGGUAAUUGAGGUACGCUGUGGCCAGCAGACAAAGAACUUUGUGAAGUUCCCUUACACUGAAGUUGAAGAGCAGUCUUUCUCACUGAUGUUUGAGAAACAACAAGGGGAAUGGAGUCAGUUAUGUUCCUUGGAUCUCAUCUGUGACUCAGAAAAAGCUUAUGAGAAGUGGACCAGUGCAAUGAGAGAGGUUAUUUACAGCAAGGAUCAAAGAGUAAACAGGCACAAAUUUGAUGGUGUAGAUCCAGUUGUGCUCUGGUUAAAAAGACACUGGUCAGUGAUGUCAUCCAGGCGUAGCAAGGGAAUUUCAUUGGACCAGGCUCUGUCAUUUGCUCAACAGUGCUGCAGCCUCACUAAACGGAAACUAAUGAGAAACUGUAUUAAGGAUGUACUUGAAACACAGUGUGGAAUGGCUCAGCACAACGAGAAUCUGCUGUGGAACUCCUUUGUGAUGCUUUUUAACUCUCUCAAUGAACAACCAAAGUUGCACAAGAUAUUUAGUAAGUAUGCAAAGGAAUCCCCCAACCUUGGUAUGACACCAGCUGAGUUUGCAGAAUUUCUUCACAGAGAGCAAGGGGAAACUCUCAGUCUAGCUGCUUGUGCAAAGCUGAUGUCAGCUCAUGACAAGUUCCAUAUGAUAUACAAGCAGAGAUGUGCAGGAGACAAUCCAGAUUCUUUCAGACUGAGUAAAUCUCUUCUAUCGUAUCAUGGAUUUCUGAGUUAUCUUAGAAGUGAAGACAACUCUUCUAUCAAUCCAGAAGAGAAAAUUGUUCACCAGGACAUGGAUCAACCACUGUCUGAUUAUUUCAUCAACUCAUCUCACAACACAUAUCUCACUGGACGGCAACUGAAAGGCAAAUCCAGUCUUGAGGCUUAUGUAAGAGCUUUAUUGCAAGGUUGUCGCUGUCUUGAACUUGACUGUUGGGAUGGCCCAGAUGAGCCUGUGAUAACACAUGGACUUACACUCACAUCUAAAAUCAGGUUCAGAGAUGUGGUGCAAGUUAUUAAGGAGUAUGCGUUUGAGACAACAGAACUCCCUUUGAUUUUGUCCCUGGAAAACCACUGCUGUGAACAACAACAAGUGAUCAUGGCUGACAUUUUUGUGUGCGAGCUUGGUGAUAUGCUUGCAACACAUAACCUCUGUGAUGAGUUGGGUAUCAACACUCUUCCUUCACCCAAUCAGCUCAAGAGAAAAAUUUUACUGAAAGGUAAAAUUAAAGUCAAGAAAAAGCACAAGAUAUCAACUGCUAUUACCCCUAUACUCUCAGGUCUUACUCCAAGGGUAAAAAAGACCAGUAGAGUGCUAGUUUCAAGUCAGUCUGAAGCAAUGUUAGCAAGAACACCAUCCUCACAAUCGCUGGGUGCUAGAGUAAGAUCUGCAACAACUACCACAAUGACAGAUGAUAAGAGCUCAACAAGUGAAGAGCAGUAUCCUAUAGUUCCAUUAGAGGAUGCCAUGGGAAAACUGAUUGUGUAUAUGCGCGCAGUGCCUUACAAGAGGGGUGAAGUCUCUGGUGAUUGUUGUGAGAUGUACUCAUUUAACGAUGGAUCAGCGCAAGAUGCCAUUACAGGACAUCCGAGAGAUAUUUUGUAUUUGGCCAACAAGCACAUUGUUAGAACGUACCCCAAAGGAUCACGAGUUGACUCGUCAAACUAUAAUCCGCAGACCAUGUGGAAUGCUGGUAUUCAGAUGGUGGCGAUAAACUUCCAAAAACCAGAUUAUGGCAUGCACCUGAACCAAGGAAAGUUUAGGAAAAAUGGAGGGUGUGGUUUCAUUUUAAAACCCGAUUCGUUGAGAAACAGAGAGAGGUCAAAUUACCACCCGAUGAUGAAGGAAAGCCCAAAGAAUGGAAAAUCAUGUUACUUCACAAUCGAGGUUUUAUCAGGACAAUACUUACAUCUUGAUCAGGACUCUAGUCUUCCGAUUCGUGUUGACAUCGAGACAGUUGGUGUUCCACAAGAUUGUGGGAUCCUCUGCACAGAGCCAACUAUAAACAAGCUGAAUCCUCAGUUUGAGAAUGCCAAGCAUCUCUUUAAAAUUAUCAUGCCGGAACUGUGUCUGGUUUACUUCAAAGUUCAUUUACUGAACAGAAACAAAAGCAGACUUCUUUUUCAAAACGUAAUUUCUUUGGACAGUCUAAGACCAGGACUUCACUACAUCCGACUACGAAGUCCAACUGGUGUUGAGAUUCCCCACACUGGUCUGUUUGUUCGCAUCAAGCUUCAAGAAUUUGAGCCGUCCUCUUGUCUUGUUAAGGGCACUUCACGAGAGAGACUUCUCACGUUUUAGAUGUAACUCAGAUCUGUUCCCUUUUCACUCCCAAGAUCUCAUUACUAAUUCUCUGUACUAUCUGCCACACAACAUUUACGAUGUUAGUUCGGAGAGCCUGAUAUUGAACCCACUAAUAAUCGCUUAAUUUAUAUUCUUCUUUAGUAUAAUUUCAGAGCUGAGCAAAGAGUUUCCAGCAAUCUGAUUGGUCGAGCGGUUCCUUAUA
Messenger RNA from Stylophora pistillata, 3510 nucleotides. RefSeq names its product 1-phosphatidylinositol 4,5-bisphosphate phosphodiesterase zeta-1. Gene Ontology annotation, molecular function: phosphatidylinositol-4,5-bisphosphate phospholipase C activity. The record is from RefSeq and is a predicted model, not a curated record. Gene Ontology annotation, biological process: release of sequestered calcium ion into cytosol; phosphatidylinositol metabolic process; phosphatidylinositol-mediated signaling. Lineage: Eukaryota; Metazoa; Cnidaria; Anthozoa; Scleractinia; Pocilloporidae.